This is a messenger RNA of Triticum aestivum (bread wheat), 1529 nucleotides long. RefSeq lists its product as uncharacterized. Lineage: Eukaryota; Viridiplantae; Streptophyta; Magnoliopsida; Poales; Poaceae. Bases 65 to 1234 code for a protein of 389 amino acids. Gene Ontology annotation, molecular function: protein binding. The transcript is spliced from 3 exons. The record is from RefSeq and is a predicted model, not a curated record.
UUCCCCAUUGCGGCUGCACACCCCAUCCUAGCUAGACUCCUCCGCCGCCGCCGCCGCCUCCCCCAUGAGCUCCCCCUCCAUGGCGGCCGCCCUCCACCGCCGCCCCCGCUCCCGCCCGCCUCUGGAAGACGAGGAUCUGCUCUCCGAGAUCUUCCUCCGCCUCCCGCCGCAGCCGUCCUCCCUCCCCCGCGCCUCCGCCGUCUGCAAGCGCUGGCGCCGCCUCGUCUUCGACCGCGGCUUCCUCCGCCGCUACCGCCAACACCACCGCCGCAGCCCUCCGCUCCUCGGUUUCUUCCGCAGCGACUAUGCAGGCAUCUCCUACACGCCUGCCAUGGAGGCCCCCGAUCGUGUCCCCGCCGGGCGCUUCUCUUUGCUUCUCUACGACAGCCGCGCCAGAAUCCUCAGCUGCCGCCAUGGACUCCUGCUCUUCGCCCGCUCAUCGGGAAACCGGUUCCUGGUGUGGGACCCCGUCACCCGCGACCAGCACAGGCUUGUCGCGCCACCGCCGUUCGACAUCUACGCAGCUCAGGUGGACGGGGCGGUGCUCCGGGCUGCUGGAGACGCCCACCACUUCCAGGUGGUAUUGGUAAGCUACCAACAGAAGCAAGUGAUCGCCUGCAUUUACUCCUCGGAGACUGGUGUAUGGAGUGAUCUCAUGCCAACAUCGGUCCAACGCACGGCCGUGGGUUGUCAAGGCAUGCCUGCUGUGUUGGUCGGGGAUUCCCUUUACUUGCUGCUCUCUGACGGUGGUAUAACUGUAAUUCUUGAGGUUGAUUUGAACAGGCAGAGCCUAGCUUUGAUACAGGUGCCACUGUCUAUGCUUGCCUAUGGUCAUCAUAGGGACUAUAUGACACUUGCACGAGCAGAGGGUGGCGGGCUGGGUUUACUCUGGAAGGAAGGCUUCACCGCCCAGUUCUGGAAGAUGAAUGCUGGUUGUGAUGGUGUUUCUUCAUGGGUGUGGGGAAGAACUAUUAAAUUGGACAAGCUACUUUCCCUGAAUUUAGAGGAGAUAAAGCGCAUACAGAGGAUAGCGUAUGCUGAGGAAAAUAAUGUGGCUUUCUUGCGGACAGUUUCCGGUGUCUUCAUGGUCCAGCUUGAGUCAUUGCAGUUCAGUAAACUUCCUGAAAAAAACAACUGUGCUAUCUGCUAUCCAUUAGAAAGUGUCUAUGCUGCAGAAACAAGCAUUGGUGGUGGACAUGGUGGAGCUGAUCAAGAUAUGAUAGUAUUAGUAUGAUGUACUGGUUGAGCAGGAAAGCUUAUCUUCUGAAUGUAUGCUGAGGUAUCUAGAGUUAUGUUCUGGUGUCUGAGAUGCAGAAGGGGGCAAGGGGCUUGUUUGCUGCAACCCACAAGGAAAAUUUGCCCUCUAUUUAGGAUGCACUAGUCAGCUGUGAAAUGGACUUGUAUGAAUUAGUUGCUUAUUUUGAUCAACCUGGUUUAUAUCUAAUUUCUGUAAUCAAUUGGCCAACUGGGCAUGAAGACAUAAUGAGCUUGUACGAUUAAUUAGUACCUUUCGGCUGAUCUUGCUUUCA